Molecule: messenger RNA, 1295 nt
Organism: Rhodofomes roseus
Lineage: Eukaryota; Fungi; Basidiomycota; Agaricomycetes; Polyporales; Fomitopsidaceae
Exons: 1
Coding region: 134-1162 (342 amino acids)
Source: RefSeq, a predicted model, not a curated record
CGAAGUCAAGCCCACGCAUCCGCUCACGUCCAUUUUGACUCAAGGCGCUUCCUAGUUACACGUAAAAUGGGCAUGUACGCUUAAUGGGCCUCGUCGCACACUGACUUGCACUUCGACCAACAGCAAGCUAGCCAUGUCGUCGCCCGACUUCCCCGCAGACUUUGUGCUCGACCUGCACGACCUUGCAGCCAUCAUCCUCGACUGCCACGCCCGCAGCGAAGAAAGAUUCGCUAAAUCCCAGCUGGUCGAAGUCAUCGCCGACUCCGACGACAUGCAGACCCUCCCUGGCCGCAUUGCCUUCCUCCCCGAAUGGAGUGCCGCCGAGAAACAGGGGCAAAAGAGGCUCGCAUACGUCCUUCGCCGAGACUCCAAACAGAAACUACGCGUCACGUUCGAAAACUUCGCACAUCGCGAUGGGGUCAAGCUCCAGCAGGGCGUCGAGCUCACUCGGCGCGCGCUGGAGAGCGCGUACUGGCGCUGCAAGACCUACGACAGCGGCUUCAUGCUCGCGUACGUCGCGCAACGCGUCUUCGAGAGCCUCCCGCCCACGGCGCGCCUCCGCGCACGCACCUCGUCCGGGUACGAGCUCAUAUGCUCGCCAACCGACGUCAUGGUUAUGGAGAUGCAGGUCCUCCCUCACCAGGCAUGUUACAUCGUUACCUACGAGGAGGUCCUCGGACCCCAGAUGAUCGAGUGGGAGCGACACCAGUCGGGCUUCCUGCAGCCAAUGCCCUGGGUGUACCUCUUCGUGGGCAAUCCCGUCUCCACAGACGCCGAGGACGACACCCGCGUCGCUCUUGAUCUCGCACUCAUGCAAAUCGGCGGCCGCGGCAGGGCGAACGAACCCUUCGCGCUCGAGAGGGGCGUCGACUAUCACGAAAAAGUCCUACCGCGCUUCGCGCAGGAAUCGGGGGAUUUGGUGGCGUCGGGCAAGAUAGCAUUGUCUCCAGCGCACAUCCGAAAGCAGGGCGACGACCUCGCAGAAAUGGUCCUGAGUCGUCUGAAGAAGAUGGCGAACGGCGACGUCUAUUUCUGCGGGUACUGCGGGAAGAACGGGGUGGAAACGCGCUGUUCGCAAUGCAAGCAAGCCAGGUUCUGCAAAGAGUGCAAUGCGUUGGCCUGGAAGUACCAUAAAGUGUGGUGUAAGCCGACGGGAAUUUAGCCAGAUCAACCGUGGACUAAAGGCGACCGCAUGUGGACGUAUGUGUCCUGCUUCUUGUAUCAUGCUGCUGUAUGUUUCAAUUGACAGAAUGCCGUGGACUGACUAAUAUCCGAUAAUUGUGAGUGAGCAGCGA